UUAUUUUCCAAUCUUGUUAAUCUAAUUGUUUAAUUUUUUUGUAACUGUCAAAAGCGUUAAUUAAAUUGUAUAUUUAUUAUGGCUUAUACCAAUUUUUUGUUCGGUGAAAAUCUAGAAGAAAGAGUUUUACUUCCAACAAAAGAAGAAGUUCAAAAUGAUACAAAAAAGGAAGAAACUGAAGAUGAUGGGGAAAAUUCUGUUGCAUCAAAACUUCCCGAGAAACGUAAAUAUGAAGUUAUCACGGGAGAAGAAGAUGAAUCAAAUGUUUUACAAAUAUUCUGUAAAUUAUAUCUAUGGGAUCCGGAAUCAGCUUUUUGGAAAGAAAAGGGAAAAGGAAUGCUCCGAUUGAAUGACAAAAUGAAGGAUGACAAGAUUUGUUCUCGAUUAGUUAUGCGAACCGCCGGAUCAUUGAAAGUUAUCUUAAAUGCUUCAAUUGUAACUGGUAUGAAGUUUGAAUUAUCUAAUGAGAAUUGUUUAAGAUUUAUAAAUAUUGAUGGUAUCUAUUUAUUCAAGGGAAAAGAAAAAGACAUCGAACAGCUCAAUUCAGCGAUAGAAUGUAGAUUAAGAGAAUUAUCUAAAAAAGUUAAAGUCGAUGAUAAUGAUGAUGAUAAUCAAGAAGAUACUGUUAAUGAACCUUCGGAAGGUGCCAAUUCAAAGACUUCGGAAGAUUCAGCGGAAGAUUCAAAAGAAGAGUUACGACAGCCCGAUAUUGAAGGAUCUCAAUUAAAGAAGGAAUUAGAAAAUAAUGAAAUAGAUAAGAAUGAAGAUGUAGAUGAAAAUAGUAGGAAAGAGAAUGUUUCAGAGAAGGAAGAAAAAGAGGAAGAAAAAGAAACGGAUAAAGAAACAGAAACAAUAACAAGAAAAGGAACAGAAAAAGAAACACCCGAAGAAAAGGAAAAAGAGGAAAGCCAAACUUGUGAACAGAACGAGGACCAUUCAGGAGAAAAACAACAACAAAGUACCAACUCAAAAAGCGAAAGCAACAAAGAAACCGAAGAAACUUCAACUUGUCCACCUGAUCUAGAUCAAAAGUGAACUAUCCUAGUUAAAUGAAGAGAAAAACAAGAGAUUAUUAAUCAAUUAUGAACAAAGAUAAUUUUCGAAAAGAAAAAUCAACCAAAAAAUACUAAACAAAUGAAAUGAGACUCUAAUUUGUAAUAACUACUCUUUCCAAAACAUUUUUCUUCUCAAAUUGUUUCUUAAUUGUUUCUCUCACGGGUUAACAUUUAACUCAUAAUAACAUCUUCAAAUGAGUGAAUUGUCAUCACAUCCACAUAAACAAAAUUGAUCCAUAACUCAUCAAAUUGUCAAAUUGUACGAAAUCAAAAGCAACCCCACUGACUAGGAAAUCACGUCAUCCAAAUCAAAAUGAAAACAAAAAGCUUGAUAA
Molecule: messenger RNA, 1390 nt
Organism: Panonychus citri (citrus red mite)
Lineage: Eukaryota; Metazoa; Arthropoda; Arachnida; Trombidiformes; Tetranychidae
Product: ran-binding protein 3-like
Exons: 4
Coding region: 79-1035 (318 amino acids)
Biological process (GO): protein export from nucleus
Cellular component (GO): nuclear pore; cytoplasm
Molecular function (GO): GTPase activator activity
Source: RefSeq, a predicted model, not a curated record